UUUCAGGCUGCUUCAACAUUAGAUUUAGAAAUGACAUCGCGGAUAUGGUGCCGCACCUAUAGCCCUCCAUUAUUGCUGCUUCUGUUGUUGAUCAGUCUACCAGUAGCUGAGUCUAGUAUUCGACUAUGUGGAGUGCGACUAACACGAACUCUAAUGGCUAUCUGCAGGAAUCAAUUAUGCGGUUAUUCGCAAAGUAAAAGAUCUACUAUGUGGGAGGAGCCUCGACUGGAAACCGUGCACUCAACAAUGAAGCGAUCGGGAAUAGCCACCGAAUGCUGCGAGAAUCGGUGCUCAUUUAGUUACUUAAAAACAUACUGCUGCAACACCUAGCCUUUACAUCUUCAGUGGUUUCUAUUUCUUCUCCAGUGAUCUCUCUCCGUUAUCUGUAUAACCGAUCAUAGCCAUUCUGGAAAUGCGGAUGCUUAGGCCACUUUGUUGUAGACUUUUGCCGCAUGAAUUAUUUGCUGUUCGUCGUUAUCUCACAAACGUGUAAAAGAUCUCAUUUUUUAAACGUCUAUUUUGUUUGAGCUGCACAUUAAAUCGUU
Cylicocyclus nassatus is the source of this 545-nucleotide messenger RNA. The record is from the annotation of a GenBank genome assembly. Lineage: Eukaryota; Metazoa; Nematoda; Chromadorea; Rhabditida; Strongylidae.